Molecule: messenger RNA, 459 nt
Organism: Dicrocoelium dendriticum
Lineage: Eukaryota; Metazoa; Platyhelminthes; Trematoda; Plagiorchiida; Dicrocoeliidae
Source: the annotation of a GenBank genome assembly
AUGGCUGUUUUGACACAGGCCGAAGUUGAUUGCCUGAUCGCCGAACUCGACCCGCACGUGGGCACCGAGGAGGACAGGGAAGCAAUCGGUCGGAUAGCAUUGGCCAAAUACCUUACCGAAAUACCACAGUUUGGCGAAAAUUAUUGCCCAGACGGAGUUACAGACAACAAUGUUGUUCUGCAAUCAGACGUCGCUAUAAAUGUCGCGCGGAAAACUAUCGGACAUUUUGUAAAACUAAUUAAUGUCGCAUCUGACAGUGAGAAGCUCGCCGAAUUUCAGAUGAAGUAUGCCAAAAGAAAAGCUAGGAAGCUUAUGGCAAAGGAACUAUUUGUGACUGGUGAACCAGUCGUCAUUGAGUUCUACAGAUCACUUUUUAAGAACCCGGAGAACCAAGCUGCAAUUGAGAGGCUAAUGAAGCACACAUUUCAAGUAAUUCGAAGCAAUUUUGAAGAAAAUUGA